Molecule: messenger RNA, 953 nt
Organism: Drosophila sechellia
Lineage: Eukaryota; Metazoa; Arthropoda; Insecta; Diptera; Drosophilidae
Gene: mgr
Product: prefoldin subunit mgr
Exons: 3
Coding region: 98-682 (194 amino acids)
Biological process (GO): tubulin complex assembly; protein folding; microtubule-based process
Cellular component (GO): cytoplasm; prefoldin complex
Molecular function (GO): tubulin binding
Source: RefSeq, a predicted model, not a curated record
GUUCCAUCGCAAUUUUGACUCAUCGACUUUUACAGCGGCAGGCUGACCUCCUGAAAAUUAAAUUGCAUUUGUAGACGGCACAGCUAAAGGCAACAGGAUGACUGGUAUUAUGGACUCGGUGGAAAUGCCCAAAUUGCCAGAAAACCAAAAGACCUUCGCCGGCAUCCCGGAGGCAGUGUUCCUGGAGGAGAUCGACACGUUCAUGUCGCAGCCGGAGAACGAAAACUGCGAGAAGGUGCUCCAGCGACUGGACGAGCAGCACGGCAAGUAUCGAUUCAUGGCCUGCAAUCUGGAGGCGCGGCGGCGCAAGUUGAAGUCGCAAAUUCCGGACCUGGAGCGCUCCCUGGAAAUGGUCAAUGUGCUUCGCAAGGAGGACGAGGAGCGCGAGACGCAAUUCCUGCUCAGCGACCAGGUGUUCAUAAAGACACUGGUGCCGCCCACGAAAACAGUAUACCUCUGGCUGGGGGCCAGCGUGAUGCUGGAGUAUCCGCUGGACGAGGCGGAGGCUCUGCUGAACCAGAACAUCACAUCGGCCGUGGGCAACCUAAAGUCCGUGGAGCAUGAUCAGGACUUCCUGAGGGAUCAAAUUACAACUACGGAGGUAAACAUGGCGCGGGUCUACAACUGGGGCGUGAAAAAGCGGCAGGCCGCUACCAAGACCACCGCCACUACUCCAGCCUAAAGAGCCGCACCCAUAUACCAUCCCAAGAUCAACAACGGUAGCAGCCACUGCUAUGCCUUUCGCGUAUUAUUUAUUUCGACAGUACACCGCAAGGGCUCGGCAGGCGAUUUCACCUGGUUUAUUCUUGUUCUCCACUGAUAGCAAUAAAAACGCCACACAAACGCAUCAAGUUGACUCCAAACGAGGUGCCUAUUCCGGAGGAAUCUAAUAUUUUACUUUGGCUACUGGCAUUUAACUGCAUCUAAACCGAAUAAACUGCGAACGCAAUUCA